Messenger RNA from Vitrella brassicaformis, 3662 nucleotides. The record is from the annotation of a GenBank genome assembly. Lineage: Eukaryota; Vitrellaceae.
CCAGCUUCUGCGCUGACAGGCGGCCGACACAGAUCUGCUCAUUGUAGGCCCUGACGUGACGUCGGUUCGAUCAAUUCAUUUGUCGUCGAUGGGUAAGAAAAAGGAGGCGGGCAGCAAGGCGGCCAAGGACGCCAAGAAGCAGAAGCAGCAGGCCAAAGCGCAGAAGAAGCGGCAGAAGGAGCUGGGCGGCGACGAUGACGAAGAUCUCGACGCCAUUCUCGCCGAGCUGGAUGCGCAGGAGGUAAGCGCCGCUGCGUGCCGACACGCAGACACCGACAGACGCAGCUGCCAUGUGGACCAUUGGGACGUGCUUUGAUUCAUGUUGGUCAGGCCAAGAAGAAUGCCAUCACUGUGACGCCCUGCGACCAGCCCGGGCCGAGGACGGGUGCCAGCCUCACUCUCAUACCCUCGUACCCACACAGCAAGAGCGACCCAUGGGCCCUACCUUGAUCCAUUGUGGUUCCUCAACUCGUUGCUGUCGCUGUCGUGUUUUGCUCUCUCACACAGUGGGGAGUUGGUGCUGUUUGGCGGGGAGUAUUACGACGGGCAGCGGCCGCGUGUGUACAACGAUCUGUACAAGUGGAAUGUCGAGAAGGGCGAGUGGCGCAGGGUGGAGGGGGCGGGGCCGAAGCCACGAGUCAGCCACCAAACCGUCCUCUUCAAGUGAGGCGACAACAACAAGACAGAGAGAGAGAGAGAGAGGAUGAAGAGAUGAGCGUGAAGGUGCCUGGCGUGUUGUCUUUCUGUUGGGUUGCAGGGACGACUUAUAUGUGUUUGGUGGCGAGUUCUGCACCCUGUAUGAGUUCCACCACUUCCGCGACCUCUGGCGCUUCGAUUGCAAGGCCAACGCCUGGAGUGUGGUCGAGACGACCGGCACAUCGCCAUCGCCCAGAAGUGGCCACAGAAUGGUCGGUCGGGGGAAGAGGGCGGCACCACACAGACACACACACACACACACACACACACGAAGGCAGAGAGGUGGAUGAACGUAUGUUGCUGUCCCUGCUGUAUCGAUCUAUGUGUGUGUGCGUGUGUGCGUCAGGUUGUGUGGCGCAAUUUCCUGGUCCUGUUUGGGGGUUUCUACGAGACGGUUCGCGAGACGAAGUACUUCAACGAUCUGUACUACCUCAACCUGCAGAACCUGCAGUGGACCAAAGUCGAAUACGGGCCUCACGAACAGGUGGGUGAUUCAUGACGCACACACACGUAUGUGGGUGUGUACCAGGGGGGUGGAGGGGGAAAUGAGUGUGUUAGCCCUCUCUCUCUCUCUCUCUGUCCGUGUGUCCGUCUAGGUGCCUGCCCCUCGCUCAGGGACGUUGAUGUGUCUGUAUCCCGGCGGCGACUGCCUGUACAUCUAUGGUGGCUACUCUAAGAACAGAGAUGCCGGCAAAAUUCACCAGGUGAGUCCUCCAUGGCUCAGUGGCGAAUCCGUGCACCUCCCUCCUUCUCUGUUUCUGUUGUUGACGCAUUCAGGACUGUUGGAUGUUGAACCUGAAGCCUCUUGCUGGCGGCGGUGGCAGGCCCCACUGGGAGCGGGUCGGCAAGAAGGGCAACCCACCAUCAAUUAGAGCAAGUACCCACACACAAACACACACACAAGCAGCAUGAGCAGUCCCCUCCCCUCCACCCUUCACUGGCCCGGUUCGUCUGUUCAUUCGUGUGUGUGUGUGGUCAGGUGCGUCAUCGGUGGUGCACAAGAACCUGGCCAUUGUGUUUGGCGGUGUGUACGACGAGGACGACGGCGGCCUCUCCAUGACGUCGGUCUACUACAACGACCUCUACGCCUUCGACAUGGAGAGAAGGUCAGUGACAUGACCCCACACAAGUCCUUUGUGCCGUGCUCUGCUCUUCCUGCAUUUGUACGUGUGUGCAGGCGCUGGUACCAGCUUGCUCUGCGGAAGAAGGCGUCAGACCAGGCCGACAAGAAGAAGAAGCGCACGCGGAAGAAGGCCAAAGGUCAGCUGGAUGGCGGGGGCAAUCUUAAGACGCACAUCCGUUAACCACAACUGAUAUUUGUUUCCUCCCUCCCCAAAACCCGCGCAGAUGGUGCGUCGGAGGUGGACGAGUCAGAGGCGGGUGAUGGCGGUGAGGAGGAAGAGGACGAUGAGGAGGAUGACGAGAUCAUCCGGGACGACGAUGACGACCUCUUCGUUGCCAAGGUGGGGAGGCGGAAACCAAUGCAUGAGUGUGUGUUGUGUGACGGAUGUCAUGUGUCAUGUGUCAUGCGCUGUGCGUGCAGGAGGGGACGUUCGGAUACAUCGAUCAGUUUGGCAAGCUAGUACGGAUCAGAAUCGAUGGUAGAAAAGGCGACCACACAACCAACACACCCAGACACACCAGCCAGCACGUGGGUGAGAUCCCUCCCCUCUCCCCUGUUGUCAGAUGCCGACCUUCCCCCCGACCUCGACGCAGCUCUCGAGGAGAGCAAGAAGGCCGACACACAGGCAGCACCCACAGAGGGCGACACGCCAUCACAGCAGGACACGGAGCCCUCCACAGACCAGCCCACAAGCCCAGACACAGACGAGAACAAGGGUGACGAAGAUCAAGAUGAAGGAGAAGGAGAAGACGGUGAGGGCGACGAGGGCGAUUGGGUGACCAACCAGCUGAAGCCGGAGGUGGACACGCCCCUCCCGCGCAUCAACGCCAUGCUGGCCAUGAAGGGGCACACUCUGUAUGUGUAUGGCGGCUUGGUGGAGCUGGGCAAGAGGGAGGUCACGCUUGACGACUGCUGGGCACUCGACCUCAACAAACGGUAGGUGGGACGGUGCGGCAGAUGGCGGAUUGCACUGGAUGGAUGUCGCCCGUGUGUGUGUGUGUCAGUGAGAAGUGGGAGUGUGUGUUGAAGGGCCGACUGGACGAACAGACGUGGCUCGACGAGUCCGACGAUGAAGAUGAGGAGGACGAGGGAGACGAAUCCGACAACGGCGACGAGGUAUGUGCUCAACAGACUACGCACACUACACACAACAGGCAUACACACACCCACGUGCAUUUGCUCUCGCCCUGCAGGGCGAUGGUGAGACCGAUGACGAGAGCCAGCGUGCGGGCAAGGGCAAGGCGGGCGACAUCAAGUCCAUCCGUGAGGAAAUGACCAAGCUCAAGGUACGGCAGCUGACAUGGACCCCAAGAAGGGAAUCAGUCAGUCUGUCUGUCUGUCUAAUGGAUGGAUGGCUUCAUGUUGAUGCAGGAGCAGCUCAACGUGGAUGACCUGAAAACCACUCCUCAGCUGGGCGAGAACCUCCGUCACUUCUUCGAGAGAACCAGGGACCACUGGACCGACCUCUUCAUCAAAGGUAACCACACACACGCGCCAAACCACCACACGCAACACAUGACCUACGACAUAUGACACACGAAGCGCAAAACACAACGCAUCCAUGCCAUGUCGCUCUCCUUCUCCCUCUGCUUGUUGCAGAGGAGGCCGCUAAGGCCGAGGAGGCGUCGAGCAGCUCGAGCGAGCCGCCCCCGGUGCGGCACCACCGCGACGUCAAGGAGAUCCGUCGUGAGGCCUUCGUGUUGUGUGAGGAGCGGUAUGAGGCGCUGCGUCCGCUGCUGCGUCGGCUGGCCGAGCUUGAGGAGGAGCAGAACGAGUGGGAGGCGGUGGAGGGCAAGAAGGCAGGGGCGGGAGCUGCUGACAGAAGGAAGGGCGGCAAGUAGAG